Messenger RNA from Venturia canescens, 1365 nucleotides. Its product is annotated as sentrin-specific protease 1-like. Bases 1 to 1365 code for a protein of 454 amino acids. Gene Ontology annotation, biological process: protein desumoylation; proteolysis. Gene Ontology annotation, cellular component: nucleus. Gene Ontology annotation, molecular function: deSUMOylase activity. NCBI's taxonomy places the organism in Eukaryota, Metazoa, Arthropoda, Insecta, Hymenoptera, Ichneumonidae. The record is from RefSeq and is a predicted model, not a curated record. The transcript has a single exon.
AUGGACGUAUCAACGCAAACACGGUGCCAAGUGUUGAGAAAACACUUCUCGCAACAAACCAGAGGAGAGGCAGGAUGGGACGGACAAGAGGAGAGAGGAGAGGAGGAGGUAGAAAGGUUCGAGAGGAUGAGUGGAAAGCGAAUAAGACAAAGACUCGGAGGAAAGAAAAAGAAGGCGCUCACUCAAAAUUCCGAUACUCAAACCCAGGGCGCAAAGAGCAAAGGGACGCAAACGUUCGUAUGGCGACUAAUGAACGUCGAUUUAGAGAAACGCCAUCAACCAAGCCGGGGCCGAGCCCUCGAGCAAAUAACCAGGCAUAGGCAACAUGAACAAAUCUGCUCCGAAAUGGCCUUGCCUAAAAUGGUGUCGCCAAUGUCCGAUGAUUCUCCACCAUCCAAGCCGACCAAAGAGGAACAAAUAAAACAAAAAAGGGAAGAGGAAGCUGAGAAGAGAAAAAGAUAUAAGACUGAAGUCGAGAAGAAUGAAGAGGAAUGGAAGACGUGGAAAAUAGGAGAGUUCGUAUGGACCAAUAAGAAAGAGGGCUCCGAAAACAUAGAGAGGAAGGAAGUGAUUCGAAAGAAAAAUGAUGCAAAGAAAGAAGAAGACAAUGGACGGGACAAGAAACAGACGACCAUGAGGCUGUUGAAAAAGAUUGGUGUCCAGCAAAAAGAAACCAUCAAUAAAAAAGGAACAAAACCCCAAGAGAAAGAGGAAACAAACGCGAAAGGGAGACAAAUUACGAGAGAAGGAAACAACAACGAAAAGUUAAGAAAGGAGACGGACGUCAUCAAAAACUGCUCAAAUCAUCGUUAUGAAACGCUCCAAGAUAGAAAGUGGAUCAACGAUGAGGUAAUAAAUGAUUACCUGGUACUAAUUGCCGAACAAAACAAGGAUAGAAAAGUUCAUUGUAUGAGCUCUUUCUUUUAUGAGCGCCUGCGAAUAGGAGGACACAUUUCGGUGAAAAGAUGGACAAGGAAAACAAGCCUUUUUACAUUCGAUUUGAUCCUGAUACCGCUCCACUUCGGGAACCACUGGUGCUUGGCGACAAUUGAUCUGGAAGAAAAAACCAUCAGCUUCUACGACAGUCUGCUUGGAAAGGAUAAAGGCUGUCUGGUAAUACUCUUCCAGUAUUUAAUCGAUGAGGCUAAGGAAAAACAGCAAAAAAAUUUUCUCCCAGGAGAAUGGAAUUUGAUCAUAAAAAAGGAGAUUCCAAGGCAGACGAACGACUACGAUUGUGGAGUUUUUGCUUGCCUAUCUGCCAAAUACGUAGCUGCACACCGCGAAUUCGAUUUCGACCAAACAAAUAUUAGUGAUAAACGAAAACAAAUCUCAGAAGAACUAAAAAACGGAGAAUUGAUCUAUUAG